Molecule: messenger RNA, 1065 nt
Organism: Rhizophagus irregularis DAOM 181602=DAOM 197198
Lineage: Eukaryota; Fungi; Glomeromycota; Glomeromycetes; Glomerales; Glomeraceae
Source: RefSeq, a predicted model, not a curated record
AUGUCUCAAUUUCGUCAUGCUUGUCAUAUUCAUGACAAAAAACUUGUUCAUACACCUCCCCCUCCUCCUUCUCCUCCUUUCACCUUACCUUGUAACCGUGUGUCUAAAAGACACGCUGAUGGCUUUUAUAAAGAUGUAACUUCCCGACGCCUAGGACUUUCCUACCGCAAAUCUUAUGCUUUUCACCAUGUUCUUGAGGACGAUAAUGGUUCACUUUCUGCACGAACCCUUAUCACAUAUUCUGAUCACGAAUCCAUCUCCCACCCUACGAAGAAACAACUUGCCCGUCAAGUACGCCAUAAAGACCUUUUAUCAGAUCGGAGCAAAUUUUCACGACAUGUUGUUCACCCUGAUCUUCUCGAUUCUUCUAUGUGGAUAGCCACCAAGGAUCCUGCUAUAGUCAUUCCUCCUACCUCUUAUAAUUUGACUAUGUCUACUACUGAUUACUCAAUUGUUCAGAAUAUACGUAAUCUUGUAUCCUCGCGUCCUGACGUUUCCUUCUGUUUGAAAGAAUGUUCACAUCACUCUUCAGUUGCGUUUGUAUCUUCUAAAUUUACAGGUUCUAUCCAAAAAGUGGUUUUGAAUCCCUCUUCUGUAGUUGGAAGUCAUUUUAUUACUGACAAACCCACCUCUGGUCCUUUUGUUGGUCCAAACUGCCCUGCUAUUGAUUAUCAAGAUUUCAAAACUCUUGGCUUUAGUCGUUCCAUUAUUGAUAUGGUUCGAAGGAUACUCUCGAAUAGUGCUUCUAUUUAUGUACCUUCUCACAACUUCCUCUGGUUAAUAAUUUCCAAGCACAACACUUCAUCGGUAUCGAAAAAGUAUCUUCGAGAUGCCAUCCAAUCUGUUAUCACCAAAUCGGCCUCCUCUUCGACAUUUUCACAUUUUUGGAAUAGUGAUACACGCUUUUCUUUCAAACUAGGUCGUGUUAAACCUAGUGAUAUCUUAAUAUUAUUGGAUGUUUGUGUACCUUGGUUUGAUUCACAUCCUUAUCCUGUUCCUUCUGAUUUUCGAUCACAGUGGGUUUUACCUGCUGAUUUUGUUCAUCCUAUUUUUUUAAUGCGCUAA